This is a messenger RNA of Malania oleifera, 1465 nucleotides long. RefSeq lists its product as uncharacterized. Gene Ontology annotation, molecular function: oxidoreductase activity. The transcript is spliced from 10 exons. Lineage: Eukaryota; Viridiplantae; Streptophyta; Magnoliopsida; Santalales; Ximeniaceae. The record is from RefSeq and is a predicted model, not a curated record. The coding region runs from base 234 to 962 and encodes 242 amino acids.
UUUUUUUUGAAGUCUAUACAAUACAAGCUUAAAACCCUCACCGCCAAACCCCAAAACCCCUGAAAAGCCCGGGGGGAAAUCUUCGCAAUGGAGAAGUCGAACCCUGGACUCGCCGAUGAAAAGUUCACUACACGGGCCCUAAGCCUUUUCCAUAAUUAACAUUUUUCUUGGCGUGUAAAUUGUGUAAUCGCCAAUCGCUUUACGGUCUGCGGGCUAAUCUUCAUCACUCUACCAUGGCCACUGCUGCCGGAACGUUGUACUCGGCCGGCCCACGUCUACCGUUUCUCCGUCGCAACCUAGCCACAACUACAACUUCUUUUGUAUCCCUAUGUCCUAAAAUGGAUUUCUAUCCUCUGCAACUUAGGCCGCAUGUACCCGCAAGAAAAUUCGUGGUUCGAGCCGCAAGAACAGAGCCCAAGGGUGUGUCCUUGGGCGUCAGAGCGCCCAGUUUCCAACUCCCGGAGCCUCUCACUGGGAAAGUUUGGAAAUUGGAAGAUUUUGAAUCCUACCCUGCUUUACUGGUGAUGUUUAUUUGCAACCAUUGCCCAUUUGUUAAACACUUGAAAAAGGAUAUUGUGAAGCUUUCCAAUUUAUAUAUGAAGAAGGGACUUGCUAUUGUUGCAAUAUCUUCCAAUUCUGUUGCUACUCAUCCACAGGAUGGGCCCCAAUUCAUGGCAGAAGAUGCUAAACUAUUUAACUAUCCCUUCCCUUAUUUAUAUGAUGAGUCGCAAGAUGUUGCUAAAGAUUUUGGAGCAGUUUGCACACCAGAAUUUUUCCUAUUUAAAAAGGAUGAUGGGAGCUCAUUGGUCUAUCAUGGCCAGUUCGAUGAUUCACGUCCGAGUAACAAUGUGCCCGUGACAGGAAGGGACUUGAGCCUUGCAAUAGAUUGUGUUCUUAAUGGCCAACCUGUAUCUCUGGUUCAAAAGCCCAGUGUUGGAUGCAGUGUGAAGUGGCAUCCAUAAAUGAAGCAAGACUGUUUCUUUUUCCUUUUCUGCAAUCAUAAUCCACAAGUGUGAAUGUUGCUUUCAGGAGUAGGUUCAAAACUCAACUAAGAUGGAACCAACUGGAUGCCUGUUUGUUUGGGAAAGAAUUUGCUUGUGUUAGAAGUUGUAAAGAGGAUGAGAAUCUGCAUUGACACAUGUUGCUUGCAUUUGUAGCCUUUGGCGUCUGAUAGGGUACAGUGACCCAUGUGUGGGGCCGAGGCCGGUUUGGCGCCACAUGACACUGUGACAGAAAGCAAUAUUUCAUUUUCAAGCAUGUGGGGGUGGCGUGGUGGGGGGCUUUGGAAUGUCUUUCUUAUAUUUUUUGAAAUUGAUUUUGGAUCAUGAUGUGCUACUGGUCCAUCUUUUUACUCCUUCCCCACAUUUUCUUGUUGCGGUAGGGUUGUGUUUGAUUUGUUGAUUAAUGUUUAAUGGGAUUAAAUUGGAUUUGAUAGUAUUGAACAAUUUUUUAGAUUGGUUAUGGU